AUGGUCACAACGCGCCGAGGUACCGGGACCGCAGGUUCGGUGCAGAGCACGCCAGCAAGCUCUACGAGGAGCGCGAAGGGCAAACGACAUUUGGAGCUCGAGGUGCAGGAGACAUCGACCCCGACCAAAAGGAGAAGAAAGAUCGCGACGAAGGAGGAGCCCGCUACGGAUGAAAAUAGCGACCAGGCUCAGGAUAGCAUUGAAGUAUCUGCAGAUGGCGCAAACAACGCGGACACGGACCCCAAGGUCAAGGCAAUCCCGGUCAGGACGAGGAGCAAGAAGAGCGUGGAUCUUACCGUAGCGAGCACACCUGUCGCACGUCGCGCCAGCCCUAAGAUUGUCAUUCCCGAACCAGCUUCGGAGCGGUCCGCGGACGAAGCAGACGUUUUCUACACACCGGCGCAGCACUCGUUCGCCAAUACAGCAGACGAAGACGAUAGGGAAGGCUCGCUCACUCCCAGGCCGACCUCAAAAGCUAACAAGGCGACACCGGCAUCGGGCAAAGGAUCUGGCAAGAGGGGAAGGCCGAGGAAGCAUUCCAAGGCUAAUUCGCCGGAAAAGAGCCCCAUCGUAUCCACCUUGGCUGAAGAGGUACCCUCUUCGACUUGGGAAAGCGAACAAGCUCCCAUCUCCCCUGUGAAGCUGGAUGACACCGCGAAAGCUACGGGAGAAACCGUAAGCUCAGAGGAAAAGCAAGAAUCAGAUGCCGACACUGCUCGCGAUGGUGCUGAAGGUUCGGCUACCAUAGAAAACAAGCCACCUAAGGACCAGGUUCAAGAUCUCGCAUCACUGGGUAUCGCUUUCGAGGACGUGGCGCCAGACACAACGGCAGCUCAACCUCGGAAACACAAACGCUUCGGCAGCGAUGAGCCUGCUGAGGCCAAGGUGCAGGUUGAGCCGACAGAAGAACCAGCGGUAGACGGACCUGAGGAUGACGGAAGCGACUCUGACGAAGCUCCGGAAGAGGUCACUACAUCGGCGGCCGCUUCCAAGGCCAAGGCUACAGCUGAAGAAACAAAGCGCGCACGACAAGCACAACAGGCGAAGGAAGAAAAACGCCGCCAGGAGCGCGCUGAUCGCAUAGCCCAGGAACAAGCCGAGAAGCGUGAACGCGAGGAGAAGAAGGCACGAAAGCUGGCUAAGAGUCAGGCCAAACUUGCUCGCCUACAGCAGCGCCAAGGAUCGUCCCCGGCCAGGGCUUCCAUGGAUGUGGACAUGCACAACCUUCCAGACCUACUUCCAGACUCAAUUCUCGAAGCGGCGGGAGACCGUCGAGCCCCUACGCCGCCGCCCGUUCGAGGAGGCAAGACCGAAGAGGAGCUUAGGAAAGAGAAAUUGAACAGGCACAUCAAGUUCUUGGAUCGCGGUGAGAAACCUAUUAAGGAUGUGAAGAAAGGGAAACUUAACGUAUCGGUGCUGGCACAGCGGAAUGCACUGCUCGCACCCAAGGUCAACCGUGAUACGAAGAAUAUCCGGGAGCAUUGGCUAAAAGGGAGGGAAGCUCAGAGGAAAGGUCGCGGAGGCAGGAAAGGGACGACUUUCAGGAAAAUGGAGAGGAGAGCUGUAUCUGGGGGUUUCUUGAGGGGUGGAGAUGAUGAAUAA
Paraphaeosphaeria sporulosa is the source of this 1602-nucleotide messenger RNA. RefSeq lists its product as uncharacterized. Gene Ontology annotation, molecular function: snoRNA binding. NCBI's taxonomy places the organism in Eukaryota, Fungi, Ascomycota, Dothideomycetes, Pleosporales, Didymosphaeriaceae. Gene Ontology annotation, biological process: rRNA processing. The coding region runs from base 1 to 1602 and encodes 533 amino acids. The record is from RefSeq and is a predicted model, not a curated record. The transcript has a single exon.